GCAAAACAACAGACAGCACCACCACCGCCAACCCUCCACUCUCCCUCCUGCUCUUCCCACGCUGCGCAGAGCUGCGACGGCGCGAAAUCACCUCCACCAUGCAGUCCAUCCGCCAACCUCUCACGCGCGCCCUGCGAAAUGCCCCGGCCGGCCUGACCAAAUCCGUUGCGCCUGCCAGCUACGCUACCAUCUCCGCGCAAGAUGCUCCUGGCCAGCCUUCGGGCUAUGCAAAGACCGGCCUGAACCUGCGCAUCACCAAGGACACCAAGGUGCUGUUCCAGGGCUUCACCGGCAAGCAAGGAACCUUUCACGCCCAGCAAGCGAUCGAGUAUGGCACAAAUGUGGUCGGAGGUACAAACCCAAAGAAGGCUGGCAGCACACAUCUCGACCGCCCUGUGUUCGCGACAGUAGAAGAUGCACGGAAACAGACGGGCGCUGACGCCAGUGUCAUCUUCGUUCCACCUCCGCUUGCUGCUGCUGGUAUCGAGGAGGCACUCAAGGCGGAGAUUCCUCUCGCCGUGUGUAUCACCGAGGGUAUCCCACAGCACGACAUGGUCCGAAUUACAGAUAUGUUGAAGACUCAGGACAAGACGAGGCUGGUCGGCCCCAACUGUCCUGGUAUCAUUGCUCCGGGCCAAUGCAAAAUGGGCAUCAUGCCCGGCUUCAUCCACAAGCGUGGCCGUAUCGGUAUCGUCUCUCGUUCUGGAACCCUCACCUACGAAGCCGUCAACCAAACCACGCAAGCUGGCCUCGGACAAUCGCUCGUCAUCGGUAUCGGUGGUGACCCAUUCUCCGGCACCAACUUCAUCGACUGCCUGCGCGUCUUCCUCGCCGAUGAGGAUACCGAUGGAAUCAUCAUGAUUGGCGAGAUUGGUGGUAGCGCGGAGGAGGAUGCGGCAGAAUUCUUGAAGGAGUACAACACUGGCGGUAAGGAUGGUCGAGGCAAGCCAGUUGUGUCGUUCAUUGCUGGUAUCUCUGCUCCUCCGGGGAGACGUAUGGGACAUGCUGGUGCGAUUGUUUCUGGAGGCAAGGGUGGUGCGGAUAGCAAGAUUUCUGCGUUGGAGGGCGCUGGUGUGACUGUGGAGAAGAGCCCGGCGAGCUUGGGCAAGACAUUGAGGGAUCAGUUCAUCCAGAGGGAUCUCUUGUAGGGGGUGAGAUGGACGUGGAGCAUCGGAUAUACCUCGUUUCCUACUGGUUCGGUUUGACGGCCGGGGAAGGCGCUCUUGUAUAGCUUUUCCUGUGGUGCGUGUCUGUAUCUGUCUAUGUAGAAGCAUGUGUUGCAUGGCGUUUUUCACUCCAGCCGUUUGCGGCGUAGGCAAGUCCAACGACGAGUAUUCCAAAGAUCCGGCUGUACCGCCCGGCAACCAGAUUGUACUUUUGGUAGCCCGUCAAGCAUUAAAUUCGCG
Cercospora beticola is the source of this 1406-nucleotide messenger RNA. It is a transcript of the gene LSC1, whose product is annotated as succinate--CoA ligase (GDP-forming) subunit alpha. Gene Ontology annotation, molecular function: succinate-CoA ligase (GDP-forming) activity; succinate-CoA ligase (ADP-forming) activity. Gene Ontology annotation, biological process: tricarboxylic acid cycle. Gene Ontology annotation, cellular component: succinate-CoA ligase complex (ADP-forming); mitochondrion. Lineage: Eukaryota; Fungi; Ascomycota; Dothideomycetes; Mycosphaerellales; Mycosphaerellaceae. The record is from RefSeq and is a predicted model, not a curated record.